Phalacrocorax carbo (great cormorant) is the source of this 1137-nucleotide messenger RNA. Lineage: Eukaryota; Metazoa; Chordata; Aves; Suliformes; Phalacrocoracidae. The record is from RefSeq and is a predicted model, not a curated record.
AUGGAUGCAGUCUGCACAUACAGAGCCAAUGCUACCAGUCCUGAAUUCGACCGAAUCAAGGUUUAUCACGAGUUCAGCGAGAUGACAGCCAGCUGCUCUGAGCUAGGUCCCUACAGGCUGGACGCAGCAAGUGUUUAUGUUAGUGGAGCCCCCACAACAAGGCAGAUCUCUGCCCUUUUGGGGGUUUUCAUUGGAGAGGAAGCCUUGCUUUACCCUGACACUGAAGUUAUUGAGCCGAUGCAGAACAGCAUCAUCCUCAGUUGGGAAGCAGCCAAAACCCUGUGGCAGCACCUCUUUGAGCAUGAGCUUCAGAUCCCACCGGAGUACGUGCUGCUCAUCACUGAGCCCCUACUCAGUCCCAUCACCCACCAAGAGAAGACAGCAGAGGUAGUGUUUGAGUCACUGGGCUCCCCUGGCCUCUUUGUUGCCCACCAGCCUGUCCUGUCCACCUACGCCCAUGGCAGAAACAGCAGUCUGGUGGUGGAUGUGGGCUACAGCAGCCAUGCCAUACCAGUCCACGAGGGCUACAGCUUGGCACAUGCCCCCAAGAGGAUGGACCCAGCAGAGUCAUGCCUCUCCCGUUACCUGAAGACACUUUUGGGGGACAUGGGAUACAUGCUCAGCAGCGAGAUGCCCCAUAUGGUAGAAGACAUCAAGCACAAGUGCUGUUGUGUUGCUUCCAACUUUGAGAGCAAGUGCCAGCUCCCACCAAACAGCUGCACCCUGGACUUUCCCCUGCCCAACGGCCAGACCAUCAGCCUCAGCAAGAUGUUUCAAUGCCCAGAAGUGCUCUUCAACCCUCUGACAAUGCGGUUUAUUUCCUAUAUGGGCAUCCAUGAGAUGGCCUGGAGAAGCCUCAACCAACUUCCAGAAGAAAUGUCAACAGUGUACAAAAGCAUCCUCCUGUGUGGAGGGUCCUCUGUCUUUGAGGGGCUCAAGAGGAGGUUUUGCAGCAAGCUCCUCUGAAGCCUGGCCCCCAACACUGAGGUCAGGGCAGCCACCGCGUCGCUGUGGAGGUACUCAGCAUGGAUAGGGGGAUCCAUCCUCAGCUCCCUCAAGACCUUCCAGACGUGAUAGGUCCAAAGGGACAAGCGUGAUGAAGAGGAGCCAUGCAUCAUCCACCAGAGACACUACUGA